AUGGAUCCAGUGCAGCAGAGCCAAAGAGAUCCCGACCCAGCAGGACCGGUUGGACAGGUGCCAACGACGACUCCCAGCUCUGUGCCAGGAAGCACUGCAGCCUCAGACUCAACUGCUACAGCUGCCCCAGCAACUGCCCCUCCAACCACUGCUCCAGCUGCCCCGGCAACUGCACCUCCAACCACUGCUCCAACUGUCCCAGCUACUGCCCCUCCUACCACUGCUCCAGCUGCCCCGGCAACUGCACCUCCAACCACUGCUCCAACUGUCCCAGCUACUGCCCCUCCUACCACUGCUCCAGCUGCCCCGGCAACUGCUCCUCCAACCACUGCUCCAGCUGCCCCGGCAACUGCACCUCCAACCACUGCUCCAACUGCCCCGGCAACUGCCUCUACAGUUGCUCCAGCAACUGCCCCUCAAACUACCCCAGUAACUGCCCCUCCAAGUGUCGCAGUAACUGCCCCAGCUACCGCCGCUCAAACUGCACCUAAAGCUGCCCCUGCAACUACCUCGGUGCCCACAGCUCCUGCCAGGGCCCGGCGACUAGAGAGAGCCCCUAGAGCGCAGACCUCAACCACAACCCCCGAGCCCAAGCCCACAGAUGCGCCCAAGCCAGAACAAGGCCAGCCAGCCCCUGGGGCCCCAGCCAGCGUCCCCCAGCCCAAACCGUCCAAGCCGGGGGCCCAGCCAGGGGCAACAGCUAAGCCCCCACAGCCUGCUGAGUCAAAGGGGCCUGGGGGACUGGGCCAUCCAAACCGACCCCACCCCCUUGGGGCCCGGAGCCCCAUCUCAGUGAGAGCUGCCUCGGUGCCCCAACCCCCUCCUGCUAGCCCUAUCCCAACCCACCUCACCCCUCAGCCACAAAGGGCAUUCUCUGUUGGGGGGACCGCCGACACCCAGCCCCAGGCCAUCGAGGACUUCAGGGUGCACAUAAUCACAUGGAACGUUGGGUCAGCUGUGCCUCCUGAUGACAUCACCUCCCUCCUGGGGCUGAAUGUGGGUGACGGAAACACAGACAUGUACAUCAUCGGGUUACAGGAAGUGAACUCCAUGAUCAACAAGCGGCUGAAGGACGUCCUCUUCACAGACCAGUGGAGCGAAGUCUGCAUGGAUACGCUCGGCCCCUUUGGAUAUGUGCUGGUUACAUCCCAGAGGAUGCAGGGGGUGCUGCUGCUGGUAUUUGCCAAGUACUACCACCUGCCCUUCCUGAGGGGGGUCCAGACAGAGACUACCCGCACUGGCCUGGGGGGCUACUGGGGGAACAAGGGGGGUGUGAGCGCACGCAUGACGGUGUUCGGGCACCCCAUCUGCUUCCUAAACUGCCACCUGCCGGCGCACAUGGAGAACUCGGAGCAGCGCAUGGACGACUUCGAGAGCAUUCUGCAGCAGCAGCAGUUUGAAGGCCAGGCAGCCAAGGGGGUGCUGGACCACGAUGUGGUGUUCUGGUUUGGGGAUUUGAAUUUUCGCAUUGAGGACUAUGAAAUGCAUGUUGUGAAGGGGGCCAUCGACAACAGCAAGCUCUCAAUGCUGUGGGAGAAAGAUCAGCUCAACAUGGCGAAGGACAGCGAGUCUGUGUUGGACGGGUUUCUUGAGGGGCCACUCAAAUUUCCACCCACUUACAAAUUCGAUGUUGGGACAAACACUUACGACACCAGUGGGAAGAAACGCAAGCCCGCCUGGACGGACCGGAUCCUGUGGCGGCUGAGACCGGCGGGCCCAUCUGGGCCUUCCCAGAAUGCCAUGCAGCGACGCAGCCCGACGUCGGGGCUGAGCAGCGGGACCAAGGUGACGCAGCACUUCUACCGCAGCCACAUGGAGUACAUCGUCAGCGACCACAAGCCCGUCUCCUCCAUCUUCACUCUGCAGUUCCCAUACAAGGUGGAUAUUCCCAUGGUGACGCUCAUGGUCGAAGAUGAGUGGAACAAAGUGUCAGAUGCCACAGCCAGGUUCAAGGUGACACCAAACUACUCACGCAGCUCCUGGGACUGGAUUGGGCUGUACAAGGUCGGGUUCAAGCAUCACAAGGAUUAUGUGGCGUACGUGUGGGCCAAGCAGGAGGAGCCUGAUUACCUGACACAGGAGUAUCAGGUGACAUUCACAGAGGAGGAUUUGCCCAAGGACUCUGGGGACUACAUCUUGUGUUACUAUAGCAACAACAUGAGCACCAUCGUGGGAGUGACAGAGCCCUUCCAGAUCCAGCUGCCCACGUCCAGCCCCGGGGGCAGUCCGUCCGACAGCUCGGACUUCAGCUCGGAGGACGACAGCACCAUGGGCCUGCUGCAGCCCAAGUCGCGCAGCCCGAGCCCCGGCAGGUCCAAACAGCGCAGCCGGCAUAGCCGCAGCCGCAGCCCCGGCCUGCCCCGGCUGCAGGGCCUCAACCUGCGCGCCCGCUCCCGUUCCCGCUCGCGCGACGCUGUCCGCAGCCCCUCGCCCCACACCUCCGCCAAGAGGGAGCGCCUGGUCUGCAAAGGAGAUGACACCCCCGACACUCCCCUGUCCCCGUCCUCCAACCCCAGCCCCAGCACCCCUCGAAAGGAGCUCAGCGUCCCAGAGGCCCUGGUCUCUGCCAUCGUCGGGGAGCACUUGCCCGGCCAGACCGCCCCCUCUGGGGCCAAGCCCGCUGGGGAGAGCACAGAAGCGGGGUUGUGACAGGCCACCUCUCCCACCCCAAAUGGUGGCCUCUCUCCCUGGAGGUUUGUGUGCAGUUUCAAACCACAUGUGAAGAAACACAGACAGUUUUGUGUGAUUUGUCAGUUUCUGUACUGUAUGUAAUUCCUCAAGUGAAGACAUACUCCUGUGCUAUAAUCAGGGCUGAAGGAGAGGUGUCCCUGUGCUGUCCGCGAACUGCAACCUCAUCGCCAAGGCCUGUGUCCCACACCAUUCACACUGAUUCUCACUUUCCUGUUUUUUCUACCCUCCUUUCCUCUCUUUCCGUCUUUCGUCUCAAUGUUGACGUGACCCAGUGACCUCUUCCACACCCCCAGAGGAAUUCACGUAAGGGAGCCAAAAAAAUAGGGAAACUCAAGGCUCCCGAUCCCUGUGAAAUCCUUCAUAUUCUGGUUUCAUCCUGUCAUUUAUAUUCUGGUUUCUUCCUGUCCUUCAUGUCCUGAUUUAAUCCUCUCUAAUUGUUCAUGAUAGUUGUCUCAUGAUCCAUAUUAUUUAGUAUCAUGUUUUGUACCAAUGUGGCAAAAUAUUUUUCAAACAUGGCUCAGGAUUUCAAAGCAGUGCUUCAAACCACCAAGCUCUUAAGCCUGAAAGGCCCAGUUGGCAGAAUCAUAACUGAUUGGUUUAUCAGUCAGUCAUCCAAUGAGGAACACCAGUAACUGAUGCAAAACUGCCUGGGUCAAGUAAAAGGGGUGAAAGGUCAUGAGCCUGUUUCACUGGGAAACCCCCUGGGGCAUGGCAUUGCAGAAUAUAUUGAUUACUAAGUGA
Megalops cyprinoides (Indo-Pacific tarpon) is the source of this 3432-nucleotide messenger RNA. It is a transcript of the gene inpp5jb, whose product is annotated as inositol polyphosphate-5-phosphatase Jb. The record is from RefSeq and is a predicted model, not a curated record. Gene Ontology annotation, molecular function: phosphatidylinositol-4,5-bisphosphate 5-phosphatase activity; phosphatidylinositol-3,4,5-trisphosphate 5-phosphatase activity. The transcript has 12 exons. Gene Ontology annotation, biological process: negative regulation of peptidyl-serine phosphorylation; phosphatidylinositol dephosphorylation. Lineage: Eukaryota; Metazoa; Chordata; Actinopteri; Elopiformes; Megalopidae. The coding region runs from base 1 to 2649 and encodes 882 amino acids. Gene Ontology annotation, cellular component: plasma membrane; ruffle; cytoplasm.